This is a messenger RNA of Pocillopora meandrina, 7680 nucleotides long. Lineage: Eukaryota; Metazoa; Cnidaria; Anthozoa; Scleractinia; Pocilloporidae. The record is from the annotation of a GenBank genome assembly.
AUGGCCCCGAGAGGACAUUUUACUACAGGAAGUCUUUCAGCGUUCCUUUUCCUUGGAAUAAUCAGAGGAACUUUCCCGGUGGUUAUGUAUUGCGCGGUACAUUCUUACAACUCACCGAGUCUCGUCUUUCUUCUUCGAACGCCAGGGACUGUAGCGCUUUACAUUGUUUACAUGACCUUCCUUUCAUCAACAAACAGUGAACAUAAAGAAAAUUUCCGAAAUAACUUCAAAUCAGUAAGGAAUCUCUGGAAAUUUGCUGUGAUGGGAUUUGUUCAGUUAGCUGCUCCCUACAUCCUGUUUAUGUACGGCUUGAAAGUGUUAAAUCCUAUUACAGCCGGAGUGUUUAUGACAGCAGCUCCGUGGUUUUCAAUUCUUUUAGAGAGACUGCCUUGUGGCAGGGUGAGUGUUUAGAAUUAUACAUUUCUUGUUUGCUUGUUCCAAAGUGUCACAGAUUAAAUCGAUUUCCUACAAACGACGACCUGAAAAAGAUUCACGUUGUUUUGUAGGGUUUGAAACAUACGUGUCUAAAAUGAACUUAUCAGUUGAGAAUGGUUCGUCUAGUAGUCGACAUGCUGUGAUUGUUUCGAGUUAGGAUGCACGCGAGAAUUUUGAGGAGUCGAGAGAGCGUAGGGAGUUAUACAUGUAAAUUUACCCCAACAAUCAACGAUCUGAAGUAGAUUUUUUUUGUAGAAAAUUGAAAAAUUCGUAUCGAAAAUCUACUUUUCAGUUGAGAAUAGUUCGUCUAGUAGUCACGCAGUGUGUAUUUAUCGAGUUCUGUUUGCACGCGAGAAGUUUGAGGAGCCCGAGAGAGCGUAUAGAACUAUACAUGUACAUAUAUAUAUAUAUAUAUAUAUAUAUAUAUAAAUAGAUCAACGUUUUUUAUAGAGUUUUAGAGAUAGAUGCCCGAGAUGUGCUUUUUAGUUGAGAAUUGGUUCGUGUAUUUUGUGUGCAAUGUUCAUUUAUCUGGUUCAGUAUGGACGAGAGAACUGAGUUUGUAGCGCUCGGGAGAGUGAAGGGGGAUUUCACGACAAAACUUGAUGGGAACUUGGCUGCUAAAAGACAACUGCAAAUGUCAUGUCUUGUUUGUGUAGCACUAAACAGUGCAACUAUAGAGGAUUACAUUCCAGGGCAACGGUAAAGGAAUUAAAUGGGUCUGCGAGCAUGGGCCAUUUUAUAGCAGUUUAAUUUCCUUUCUUUAUUAUUUUAAUUUGGUUAAGAUCAAAGACCAGUCUUAUAAUAGUUUUUUUCAUCAGAGCUAGUUGAGCUGGCAGUUCUCCAAUUUCAGUGAAAAAAAAACCAACAACAACAUUGACAAAUCUGAGGUACAUCAAUGAACAGUUUAAGACACUUUCUUUCCUCCAUCACUGCCACCUACAUUUUUCCUCCUCAUCUGGAUUUUUAAACUUCUUGCUUCUGUCCUUAGAGGCAAUAAGGAAUGGAUUGAUUAAUGCAGUGUUGUAAAUAUGUAUCUUCAACCAGAACAUGGAAAGUGAAAUUUCAUAGUGGCAUCAAUCAUGCUUUUACUGUAGAAUUUCCAUCUCUUGUUGUACAAGCCCUGGGUUAAGUAAUGUGAAUUUUUUUUUUUCACAUAUAGUCUAUAAAGGCUCCUUAAUUAAACAAAUUAUACAGGGAUUCCAUUUUUUUCUGGUGUGACUGAUCAUUUCAGAGGGUGCCAGAUUGUGGAAAGAACUUCACUCAGUGGUGCACUGUGCCUGUGGUUCAUGUGCUGCUUUGUUCAGUUCUUGCCACAUCUUGACAUAAUGUCAGUGUUAUCAAUGGAAUCCACUUCAGUUGUUAGAUAGAAACAAUCCACCAUUUUAACCCCACUAGCAUUCCCAAGAUCUCAUCCAUAAUAUCUAUACUAUCUGCUAUAUAAUUCUUGUGAUUUUAGUUGGAAGAAUCUGGUUUUAGAUCAACUUAUGAUAUCCUUAUUGAUACUUUUCCAUAAUCUCAUCACUUGUCUGCUUGAUAUUGUAUUGAUAUUGUAAGAAGAAACUCUGUCUUGGUUACUCAUAGAACUUAACCUUUUAGCUCUACUAUGAGUAUGCAUAUUCUCUAUACUCGACUCUAUUCAUUUCCCAAGGCAUUGACAAGGAGAAAUUCUUUUACGAUCAAAAGCUUCUUCAGUUGGUGAUCAUUUGCUUUAUUCUUAUGACCGUAAUGUGUGAUUCAGGGGUGACAUUAGAAGCUAGUCACUCUUAGGGGUUUAAAGGUUAAAGGGUUAAAUGAUAUGAGAUACCAGCUGAAAGAUAUCUCAAUGUUUGUCUUGCUUUUAUUAUUUUUUUUAAAUUUCAAUCUUUGUCUUCUUCUAUGCAUUAAGUCCACAUAUCAAGUUUCUGCAAGCAAACUUGGUGCAAUUGUCAUUGGAUCUAUUGGAAUCAUUUUGGUCUCAGCUUCAGACAUUGGUUUAGCUGCAAAGAAUCCCAAAUCUUGUCUACCAAAUGGCACUACAGUACCAAUGAACAUCAGUGACAAUACAACUGUGUCACCCUCAGUAAAUGAAGAGAACAUGUCUAAAUGUACCCCAUUUUCAGCUGCAGAGUUAGCUGGAUCUUUACUGGCUCUUUUGGGUGGAUCAGUAAUGUGGUCAAUGAGCUCAAGUAAGUAUUUUUUUCUUAAGGUGUUUCUUAUUUAUUUUUCUGUUGACUUCAGAUAUAUAACAAAAAGAAAUUAAGAAAUAUCUUAUUAGAGAGCUUGGUUUUGGUAUUUGCAGAUUUUUGGGAAUAUAAACACUCUUCCUUCUUUUAGUGUGAAGAACAUGUAACAUUUCAUUUAAUGUUUCUCUGCUAGCUGACACAUCUGCAAAGACCAAAACUAGCUUCUAGAUAUAAGAUAUCUGUUUAGUACCUAUAUCACUACGCCAGUCAGUCUUGAGACAAUUUCUCCUCUAAACUCAAAACAGAAUCAUAAUAAGACGCCUAAAGAUUAAGAAGGUUUUUUUUUUUUUUUUUAGUUCCAAGCAAAUUUUUAAAUACUGAGAAGAAUCAUUUUUUCAAAGCUUGAAGGGCUGAAAUAGGCAAUUGAUUAGGAACAUUUAAAUCGGGUCACAUGUCAGAGAUCCCCAAAUUCCCAAACCAAAGUGGACAGAAUACCACAUUUUAGAUCUAAUGAAUUGAUAACCCAAUGAGGAAAGGAGACAAAAGAGAAUUUAAAAACUGUCAUCAUGAAACACAGAGCAAAAAAUUGAGAAAGGGUUAGGGAAGGAAGCUACUCUCUGAUGUUCCACAGGAGGUUCUCUUGUGAGCCCAGCCAAUAGUCAGUCAUCAUCUGGAGGAAUCAUACAGUUUUUAUUGAGACUAUGAAGCCAGCCUUGAAAAUAAUUGAUGUCAUUUCCAUAUUCUUUAAUGGUGUUUAGUUUCUCAUUGUUUUUUGAAAUCUAUCAGGAGUACUUGAGUGUUCUGUAGGAGAUUAGCUGCUGUUUAUAUGUAUAUAUACUACUACUUGACCUGCCAUCAUUAUCCCGAUAUAUUAGCAUAUGAAUAAAUGGUGAUGAAACUGAAUUGCUUGUUCAGGUUGAACAAAUAGAUUGAUUAUACAAUGUAGCUUGUUUUAUUUUAAAGAGUGUCUCUGAACCACAUUUGGCAAGAUUGCCCACACAUUUGGGUUUCUCAAAAGAGAAAUACAAGAUAAUUAAAACAGCUAUAAUGGUUCUUUUGCAGUAUUUUGGCGCUCCAAGAGAGGAAACAUUCACUAUGUCAGUGGUGGUAUUGGUAACAAUAUUUUUGGUGGGAUCUUUGCUCUGGGACUUUUCUUUAUCAUGCAAAAACAUGAGGAUUAUGAUCAGGUAAAGUGCAGAUAUACCUUACAUCCAGAGGUUAUGAUGGUUCUCAGGUCCAAAGGAUUUUAAUUAGUUCCAUCUGUAUUUUCCUGUGCACCUGAUACAUUGCCAGAAAGAAAAUGCAAAGAUGGAUUUGUUGUUAUUUGAGCAUGUCAACUUUUGAAUUUAGCAUAAUACUCUAUCUUUCUCCAAAAGCACAUCACCUAGGUUACAUGCUUCAGCUGCCACAUGUAGCUGUAAUAUGUGUGCGUUUUUUUAAUAACAUUUGUAUAAUCUUUAAUUGCUUGCAAAUGAUAGUUAGAAUAGCUUGUUGUUACCACCCACAAGAGGCCUUUGUUUUACAAAGGUUACCAGUAAGCUCAGACCUUGUGUGAUGCAUCUUGUGUUUGUGGUUAGUAUGGGUUAUAGCGGUUCCUAGGCCUUUUGGUAACAUAUGUUAAGGACAUUAGAUUACCAUUAUAUGUACAAUGUAAACAGAUCAUUAUUUUGUUCAUCUUUGUAGAUAAACUGGGGGGAUGGCAAGGCAGUUUUCUCAAUAAUUUUCCUUACUUUGAUAUCUGGAUGGCUGGCUGCACUGCUAGUGGAUUACAUGAUGAAUGAAGUUGGUAAGGAUGUUAAGUUACCUGUUAUUCAGUUUUUCAAUAGUGAUAUCUUCAUCUCCCACAAUCACUCAUGUCAUCCCUCUUGGUUCCGGAAUCCCUUUAUGGUCCCAGUCAAUCAGUACUUAAUUUUUUUUCACGGUUUAGUUCUUGUAACGACUUGUAGAUUUGGUUUGGAAGAGUAGAUUUUAAAGAUUGUUGAUGUUGUUGUGAUGUGACAUCCAUGCGCACGCAGUAGCAAAUUUGUCAUACUAGUAUCAGUCAUGGAAAUAUUACUGUUCGCGUUCCUAUUUUGCAGUGAAAGAAAAGCGCACAGACUUAACGAAAUGUCAGAGCGAAUUCUCUAUUUUAAUCUUAAUAGAAUUUUCAGGGCCAAACAAUCGCAUACGCCGAAACGAUAGAUAUCCCGUAAAUUCGACGAAUUGUUUCAGAAUUUUCGCGGUGACCUAGAAUUCUUCAUUUUUCGUUGAAAAGCCCCGAGACUCGUAACUUUCACCCAAUUUUAAUCUCAUUGCUCUUCUUAAUAUUAUGAAUUAACUUAAUUAUGGCAUUAACGUUUAGGGCCGUCGGAGUCAGUUUAUACCAAAUUUGUGCUUACUGACCCUGCGUUAUCUCUUAGGGGCUGUGGUGACUAACCGCGUCUUAUGCAUGGUCCCAAUAGUAGUCUGGUUCGAGGACUGGAUAUUUGUCAGAGAAUUUAAGAUGCUAGAUGUUGGGUACAUUAUUUCCGAGGUUGUAGGUAAGUCGGUAACGAUAAACAAAUCUUCGUCUAGUGCAACAAUUUGUACAGCAGGAGGCUUUUAGUUCAAAAUCUAGCCACCUUACCAUGUGGCCCUCUUAAGCGACAUUCUAAUAAAGAGGUAAUGGUGAACUUAAAUGUUGGCCAACGUAAAAAGUUUAAAAGCUGGCGUUUCGAGCGUUAGCCCUUCGUCAGAGCGAUUUGUCCUGUUAUAUAUGUACUCUCCCACCGACGCAGCACCACAGUUUCCUUAGGAACUUCAUCCCUUUAUUGUUAUUAGAGUUUUGUAGCCGAUAAUAGAGAAAGGACGAUUCCACUUGGUUGUUACACUCGUCAUCGUCAUCGGCAGUUUUAUCAUCAUCAUUUUCAUCUCCGUACUCGUCAUCAUCAUCAUCAUCAUCAUUACUGUCAUUAUCGUCAUACUGUUAUUACCACCCUCGUCGUAAUUUUCAUCAUUAUUAUCGUAAUCGCCAUUACAUAGCCGAAUAUCAUCUACUUUCCACCACUUCACCAACGUGACGAUUACAAUAAACAAUCGAUUAUCGUUAUUAUCCAUGUGAAAUUUGUUAUCAACCUCUGUGCCCUCAGGUAUAGUACUUGUGUUGGUUGGUCUAACUAUUUCCAGUCUGGAGCCUGAGAAUUUGCCAAGUGUGCUUGGUAGACCGCUAUUAAGCGACAAGGAACAGGUAAGGUGUCCUUAAUACAGUCAUGUCAUUGCAUUUCGUUGAUUCUACAGUCCCCCGAGUAGUCAAGACUUCAGUUAAUCUAUACAGUUUACAAAUGAGUGCUUGAUUCCGUAUUAAUAGCUGCUUCUUAGAGGUCGGUUCUAAUAUUUUCAGGAUUAUACAGAACUUAACUUCGGAAUUUUGAUAAUUGACUGCCGUAAGGGUAAUACUCUUGUUAGUACUGGGUGACCGCUUAGAGGUGGUUUUCAUAUUUUGGCGUGAGGAGAGGGCAGGGACGGUGCCGAGUUUGGAGCACUCAGCUCCGAUUCCUCUGAUCCAGGUUGGGGUGCAGUCUGAAUUUAUCUCUACUCCUUGAUCCGAGAGGUUUUCCUCAGGUUUCCGCGUCUAGUCCAUUUAAAGCUGGGAUCCGUGGACGAAAAUCUAGUUGGUUGAAAUACUACUGUUACAUUCUGUGUGGUUACUUUUUUAUCGCUGAAUUAAUUUCAUUGGGUUUAAAAGCAAAUUCGACAUUGACAGAAGUUUGUCUAUACUUUUGUUGCAGUCAUGGGAUAGUACACAGUUCUACGAGAACGUUCGUAUAGUUGACGAUGGCACGACUUCCGAUGAAGAGGUGAGGACCCCCAAUUACCUUCAGCAGUCAAAGUCUUUCCCACCUUUGGUGAAAAUAACGGAUCAGGAUCAUUGACACUCAGUGAGGGAUGCAUUAUCAGCCUCUAAAUGCUCAUUGCUAUGUAAUUAAGAGCGCAAGAUACUAGUAUAAAGGAAGUACAGUUUCUAAGGCAUUGUUGGCGGAGAAAGAGAUCGCAGGUUUUCAGUCUGAAACAACACCACAGAAUGAGUGUAAGCAAUGAAAAAUACAACCAUGUGCUUCAUUUGAAGUCCAGGAAACAUUUGCUUUAAACAACAACGUUUUUGUACAACUUUUGAAAACGAAAGAGAUUGAAUUAUGCUACGCCAAAGUACGGGUUCAUUAUCAGGGACUUCUUCAGAGCGAUAUAAAUUAGUUCGGUAUUAAACAGAUAUUUUAUUUGUGGAAAUUAAUUAUAAGGCUUUUUGUAAUAGCCUUGUACAGCUGUAAAUAUUCUCAGACUGUUUAGAACAUAUUCCUGUCUGAGAAAGCCUUUUUCUGAAGAGUGGAAUUUUUGUAAUCAAAGCAACUGUCUUCAUACAUCACAUAGCUUUGCUUUUAUAGAUUUCUAUUGAAAAUUGGUGGUAGUGUGAAAUCUCUUUUUCGUAUAUGUAAGUGUAAUUACUAACAAUUAAGUGAUUAAAAGGAACCUUAGCGUCAAUAAGUAACCUUUUUUCAAAAUGGAAAAUUCAAUUGAAUGAUUAUUUAAAAUAAAAAUCAUUUCCAUGGUCCAAAUGGUUAAGACUGAAACGCAUUAUAUUGCGCUCUAUUCCCAAACUUUUCGAGAAAACGAUAAGAAAAGUUAUGCACUCCAACCGUUUCCGGCACAAAGAAUUGAAUUUCAAAUAUUUUUAAAAUACUAUAGUUGGGGCCAUAAUACUGAACAUUAUGAAGAUAUCAAAUGAUCUUCAAGGAUCAAUGAACCAUUUCUGAGAUGCCCUCUCUUUUGAAAUGAGGCCAGGUUGGAAGCCUUUCAUUUAAAUUGCAUCGUUUUAUGGACCCACAUAGCUCUUAUAAAAAUGACGCACAAAGGAUUUGUCUUAUUUAUCUUUACUCCAACACUUAGAGCUAAUACUUCAAUAAAUAUUUGCAAUAAUGCAAAUACAAUUUUGAAUCAAGGAAUACCUAUUGCCAACCAGUGGAUAAAAUAAUCUAGAAAUGAAAUAUGUCUGUUCGCUUGCAAUUAGUAGUUUUGUAUCAAAACUUGCGAUGUAAUGAUAAAAGCAUGUAAAAAUGUUUAAAGUAGUGUC